CCUAAAUCCAUACUAUUUUAAAAUAUAAUUAUAAUCAUAAUAACUAAUUAUUAAUAAUAUUUUAAAAUAUAGUUUUUAAUUAUUAUUAUGUGUAAUAUUCUAAUAUUCAUUUUAUAUAAUCACUUGGGUGGAUAAAUAAGCUGACGAUGACACCUGGCGGUCCAAGAAAAAUAAAAAAGAAAAUCAACUAUAAAAGGUGAAACAUAAAAUAAAAGAAAAAUAAGCUGUGGCAAGAUCAAAAACCAAAUAAAUGUUUGAAUAUUUUAAUCGUAAAGAUUCCAUCUCUGUAUCAUUUGCUUAAACUCAGUAAAAAAGAAAAGAAAAAAGAAAAAAGAAGAAUAAAUAGGAAAAGAACCCAUUUGACAACACUCACUGACCCCUCCCAUCUAUCUCUUCUCUCUCCCUCUAUACGCUGCAAUAAUAAUAAAUCGCAAUCGUUAUCGCCUUUCUCUAUAGGGUUUCUUUUUCGUUAUUUUUAUUUUUUUAAAAUUCUUUUUGUCAAUCCGAAAACUUUUAGUAACUAUGAAUUAUAUCUGUAUCCUUUUUCACUUGUACAGAUCUUCUCAAUACAAACCCUAGAACUUCCGAGAUUAUUAUGGGUUUUUAUAACUCAGCGUCUUUUUUGUUUUUCGAGAUUUAGAUUUUAGGGAGUUCAUGUUUAGUGGGAAUAAGAAAAAUAAACAUUUGUAAAUAUGGAAAGGUUUGGAAGUGGGGGUGGUGGUAUUCAAGAGGCUCUCAAAGCUGAUGAUCUUAAACAAUUUGGUGAUAAUUCCUCAGAAGGUGCUGUGUUUGAUGCAUCUCAAUAUGCAUUCUUUGGUAAUGAUCUUGUUGAGGACGUUGAGUUAGGAGGUUUGGAAGAUGAAGAAGAAGACUUGCCUGCGGUUGGUGGCAGGUUUGAUGAGGAGGAGUUUAUCUUCGGUAGACAAGAGGGUGAGCUUGCAAGAUCUUUUUCUGAUAUUGAUGAUCUUGCUAGUACAUUUUCAAAGUUGAACAAGGUUGUUAGUGGACCAAGAACUGCAGGUGUAAUUGGUGACAGAGGAUCCAGAGAAAGUUCAUCAGCUACUGAAUGGGCCCAGGGGGAGGAGUUUCAGAACUGGCUUGAUCAGCAGCAGCUAUUUGACCCUGACGGCAUUCAGGACGGCAAGAGAUGGUCCUCGCAGCCAUAUUCUUCUUCUUCUCGCCUUUCAGAAUUAAAGCCAUUAUACAGAACAUCUUCAUACCCGGAGCAACAACAACACCAUCAACACUUCUCCAGUGAACCUAUCCUUGUGCCAAAGUCUUCUUACACUUCAUAUCCUCCACCUGGUGGACAAUCUCCACAGGCUUCACCAAAUCACAGUCAUAUGAAUAUGCAUUAUCUUGGUGGUGGACCCCAAAUGGCAAUAUCUUUGCCAAACCUCUCUCCCUUCUCCAGUCCUCAGCUUCAGUUGACCGGCUUACAUCAUGGAUCACAACAUUUUGGUAGGAAUUUGUCACAGCUUUCUUCUGGUCUAUCUGGAAAUAAUCGGCCACCAAACCAGUGGGCUAACCAUGCGGGCUUAUAUCUUGGAGAUCACCCAAAUCGUUUGAACAAUAUGCUGCAGCAGCAACUACCGCAUCAGAAUGGUUUAAUGCCUCCACAGUUGAUGGCGCAACUGCAGACGCAGCAACAUCGACUGCACCAUCUGGUUCAGCCAUCACUGGGCCAUUUAUCAGGCAUGCAGUCUCAACUUUUUAAUCCACAUCAUUCUCCAUCCCCAGCCUUGAUGGGCAAGUUUGACCCAGUGCUUGGUCUGGGUGAUAUUAGAGAUCAAAGACCAAGAUCAGCUCAAAAAGCUAGACCAAAUAUGCGUUAUUCUCAACAGGGAUUUGAUUUGAACAGCCAGAAGAUUGAUGGUAUCUGGCCACAAUUCAGAUCCAAGCACAUGACAGCUGAUGAAAUUGAGAGUAUUCUUAGAAUGCAGCUUGCUGCAAUGCACAGUAACGACCCAUAUGUGGAUGAUUACUAUCACCAGGCUUGUCUUGCAAAAAAAUCUGUUGGGGCGAAACUCAAACAUCAUUUCUGCCCAACUCACUUGAGGGAUCUACCUCCUCGGGCACGUGCUAAUGCAGAACCACAUGCUUUUCUCCAGGUUGAUGCACUUGGGAGGGCUGCCUUUUCUUCAAUUCGCAGACCCCGUCCACUGCUUGAGGUUGACCCUCCAAACUCAUCUGUUAGUGGUGGUACUGAUCAGAAAGUUUCUGAGAAGCCCCUGGAACAGGAGCCAAUGCUUGCAGCAAGAGUGGCAAUUGAAGAUGGUCUUUGCCUUCUUCUUGAUGUAGAUGAUAUUGAUCGUUUUUUAGAAUUCAAUCAGUUUCAAGAUGGUGGAGCCCAAUUAAGGCGCAGGAGGCAGGUCUUGAUGGAAGGGCUGGCAACAUCCAUGCAGUUGGUUGACCCACUUGGCAAGAAUGGGCAUACAGUUGGACUUGCUCCGAAAGAUGAUCUUGUGUUCUUGCGACUAGUAUCUCUUCCCAAGGGCCGGAAGUUGCUUGCAAAGUAUCUUCAGCUUCUUUCUCCAGGUAGUGACCUCAUGCGAAUUGUCUGCAUGGCUAUUUUUCGUCAUUUGAGGUUCUUGUUUGGAGGUCUCCCCUCUGAUCUUGGAGCAGCAGAGACUACAAAUAACCUUGCAAGGGUUGUAUCACUAUGUGCGUGCCGCAUGGAUCUUGGUUCUCUUAGUGCUUGUCUUGCAGCAGUGGUUUGUUCCUCAGAGCAGCCUCCACUCCGCCCCCUAGGAAGCUCUGCUGGAAAUGGAGCUUCUCUUAUUUUAAUGUCUGUUCUAGAGAGGGCAGCUGAACUGUUGGGUGAGCUUCAAGAUGCUAGCAACUAUAACGUGACAAAUCGGGCACUUUGGAAGGCCUCGUUUGAUGAGUUCUUUGUCCUACUUGUUAAGUAUUGUAUAAAUAAAUAUGAUAGCAUUAUGCAGUCUCCUAUACAAGAUCCAGCUGAAGCUAUUAAAAGGGAAUUACCUAUGGAGCUUUUGCGUGUGAGUGUUCCCCACACAAAUGACUACCAGAAAAAGAUGUUAUAUGAUCUUUCCCAGCGUUCCUUAGUUGGUCAAAACAGUAAUGGUGGUCGCAUGAAUUCUGAGGCUGUGCUAAGUUGAUACUAAGCAGCAUGGAAAUAUGAUAGCACUUAGAAACCAUGAGCCUCCCAGUUGGUGCCGAGUUCUAAGAGAGUUAAUUGAAAAGAGACUGUUGGACCAGCAGUGUGGUCGGGGUAUUUGUUUUACCUUUUGCUCGCAUACACCAUUGCCAAUUAGGAAUGCACACGUAACUGAAGCAGAAGCUUUGGAGGAACCUACUGCAAGUCAGUGCUAUAAGAUUUUAGAUGUAUACUUCUAGUCAUUCUCACUAAAUUCCAUGCAACUGCCUUGCUUGCUAAAACAUGUAAAAGGCUUGUCUUGUACUGUGAUAGAAAUCUGUUCUUGUUCUUUCUUUUUUUUUUUUUUUUUUUUUUUUUACUACUAUGGGUCAGUUUAUUCCCCUUUAUCUGAAGGGCAUAUUUGAUGCUCUGUUGUGGAAUUCUCAAUAUGGAGGUGUAGGGUUGGGCUGGGUAGUGUGUACAGGGUUGGGUACAUAGGUUUCCUACUUCCCUGCAGUAUUUGUUAUCAAGGAGGUGGGAUAGGUGUUACAUUCAUGUUUUUCAGGAAUGGACUAUGUUUCGCAAUUGCUUAGUAAAUGGCAAUAAAGCCAUGCUAAUGCUGGUGAUUUGUGUUUCCAGUGAUAAGGGAAACUGUUGAAGCUUGAAUUCUCAAGUAAUUACCAAGUGAAGCUUGUUCUA
Messenger RNA from Ricinus communis (castor bean), 3799 nucleotides. RefSeq names its product protein PAT1 homolog. Gene Ontology annotation, biological process: P-body assembly; deadenylation-dependent decapping of nuclear-transcribed mRNA. Lineage: Eukaryota; Viridiplantae; Streptophyta; Magnoliopsida; Malpighiales; Euphorbiaceae. The record is from RefSeq and is a predicted model, not a curated record. The transcript has 5 exons. Bases 693 to 3122 code for a protein of 809 amino acids. Gene Ontology annotation, cellular component: P-body. Gene Ontology annotation, molecular function: RNA binding.